This is a messenger RNA of Iphiclides podalirius (scarce swallowtail), 705 nucleotides long. The record is from the annotation of a GenBank genome assembly. NCBI's taxonomy places the organism in Eukaryota, Metazoa, Arthropoda, Insecta, Lepidoptera, Papilionidae.
AUGGCGUGGGGCUACUGGUCCGCGUCGUCGGUGAUGCCCGACCGGGGUCGGAGCCCGCGCCGAGCGGGCACAUCGGCGGUGCACGUGCACCCGAACCCGCCCACCGCCCGCGAGGUGCUCGAGACGCACGAAGAGAGCAUCCUCCACACCGCUUCCACGUCACGGGACAGUCGCGACCACUCCGCCUCGCCCCACUCCUCCUCAAACGGCGGCCACUCGCACCACCAGCACGAGGUCAGGCACGCGGUGCCCGCCAGCGCCCUAUUCGGCGAGGGUUUCGGCGAGCUCUCGCGGCGCCCCUCCCUCGAUCUGGGCUCGGUACGGAGCGCCCUCGCGUCUUGUUCGGCCGGUGGCACACUCAGCGCCGGCUCUACCCUCACGCGGGGCGGCACGAUCGCCGACUACCUGCCGCCGACGCCCUGUCCGCACCACCAUCGCGUGUACGUCGACCACCACAAGCACUACGAACAGCCGAUACAGCCGGUGCACGUGGGCGUGCCGCACCAUUCGCACUCGCGCGCUUCCAGCAGGCAUCACACCGACGACGAGGACGACCUGGAGCCAGCUUACGCCACAGGUACGUUCGGUUGGAGAUUGAUAGUAAUCGGUGGACGACAAGACUUAUCGUUAGAUGUGUGGAUCAAUAAAAAUAUUGUGGCUAGAGAAAUCAGGCUGCAUAAGAAUAGACACUUUGUUUUUAGCCAU